This is a messenger RNA of Lampris incognitus (smalleye Pacific opah), 3008 nucleotides long. RefSeq names its product electron transfer flavoprotein dehydrogenase (gene etfdh). Gene Ontology annotation, cellular component: mitochondrial inner membrane. Gene Ontology annotation, biological process: electron transport chain. NCBI's taxonomy places the organism in Eukaryota, Metazoa, Chordata, Actinopteri, Lampriformes, Lampridae. The record is from RefSeq and is a predicted model, not a curated record. Gene Ontology annotation, molecular function: iron-sulfur cluster binding; electron-transferring-flavoprotein dehydrogenase activity. The transcript has 13 exons. Bases 33 to 1901 code for a protein of 622 amino acids.
GAAGAGCUUGCUGGAGCCGACUGAGCCGUACCAUGUUCCCAGCCUGCAGAUUCCCCUUUCGAGCCCACAGGUGUAUCAGGGCACUGAAACCUGUCCAGACAGACCAUGGCAGCCCUCAGCUGUACACAGCAGUGCACAGACGCAGCUGCUCUUCAGCUGCAGCACCACCCAUCACAACACACUACACCAUCCACCCCCGCGAGAAAGAUCCACGGUGGGAAGGCGUGGAGAUGGAGAGGUUUGCAGACGAGGCUGAUGUGGUGAUUGUUGGUGGAGGCCCCGCCGGCUUGUCAGCAGCCAUCCGUUUGAAGCAGCUAGCCACUGAGCACCAGAAAGAGCUCAGAGUAUGUGUGGUGGAGAAAGCCUCUCAGAUUGGAGCCCACACUCUGUCAGGGGCCUGUGUGGAGCCCACCGCCCUGAACGAGCUCUUCCCUGAUUGGAAAGAAAGAGGGGCUCCUCUCAACACGGCAGUGACUGAAGACGUGUUCAGCAUUUUAACGGAGAAGUACCGAAUUCCUGUUCCCAUGUUGCCAGGUUUACCCAUGAAUAACCAUGGCAACUACAUUGUGCGGCUUGGGAACUUUGUGCGUUGGUUGGGGGAGCAGGCGGAGGAGCUGGGGGUGGAGCUGUACCCGGGUUAUGCUGCAGCAGAGAUCUUGUACCAUGAGGACGGGAGUGUGAAGGGAAUUGCCACCAAUGACGUGGGCAUUGCCAAGGAUGGUUCACCAAAGGAUGUGUUUGAGAGGGGGAUGGAGCUGCAUGCUAAAGUUACAUUGUUUGGGGAGGGCUGCCAUGGCCACUUGGCCAAGCAGCUAUACAAGCAGUUCAACCUGCGAGAAAAGUGUGAGCCACAGACCUACGCCAUUGGCCUGAAGGAGCUGUGGACGAUUGAUGAGAAGAAGUGGCGGCCGGGCCGGGUGGAGCACUCAGUGGGUUGGCCACUCAACAGGAACACUUAUGGCGGCUCCUUCCUCUAUCACCUGAACGAAGGCGAGCCGCUCGUGGCCCUAGGCUUUGUGGUGGGCCUGGACUACACCAACCCCUACCUUAGUCCUUUCAGAGAGUUCCAGCGCUGGAAACACCACCCCUUCAUUGCUGCUACUCUGGAAGGAGGCAGCAGAAUAGCCUAUGGCGCCAGGGCCUUGAAUGAGGGAGGCUUCCAGUCCGUCCCUAAACUGACCUUCCCAGGUGGCAUUCUGAUUGGCUGCAGCCCAGGCUUUAUGAACGUCCCCAAGAUCAAAGGAACUCACACUGCCAUGAAGAGUGGGAUGCUCGCCGCCGAAGCCAUCUUCCUCAAAGUCACUGCCGAGAGCCUGGAGUCUGAGACUACAGGACUUCACGUCCCUGAGUAUGCAGAUAACUUGAAGAAGUCGUGGGUAUGGAAAGAGCUGUAUGCCGUGCGGAACAUCAGGCCAUCCUUCCACAACUACUUUGGCCUAUUUGGCGGGAUGAUUUACACUGGAAUCUUCUACUGGAUCUUUAGAGGCAAAGAGCCCUGGACUCUGAAACACUGUGGCCUUGACUCAGCCCAGCUGAAGCCGGCAAAGGAGUGCAUCCCGAUUGAGUAUCCCAAGCCCGAUGGCAAGCUCAGCUUUGACCUGCUGUCCUCUGUGGCCCUAAGUGGCACCAACCAUGAGGGGGACCAGCCCCCCCACCUGACCCUGAAGGACGAUAGCAUCCCAGUGGCCAGGAAUCUGGCCUUAUACGACGGACCAGAACAACGUUUCUGUCCUGCAGGUGUGUACGAGUACGUUCCUACGGAGACUGGAGAUGGGAUGCGAUUGCAGAUCAACGCACAGAACUGUGUUCACUGUAAGACGUGUGACAUCAAGGACCCAAGCCAGAACAUCAACUGGGUGGUGCCGGAGGGUAGUGGAGGCCCCGCCUACAAUGGAAUGUGACUUUCCCAUUUUUAAACCGGGAUGGAGGAGAGGAGGGGUCAUAUCACGAAGCCACAGGUGUAGCAAGGCUGUGGCUUUCUAAUGGUCCAUUAAGGGUUGGCCUCCAGCUAAUGGUUUAUGUGCCUACAUACAGAGCUUCUCAUUUCAACAUUUCUUAAAACCUUAGGAAGUAAUGACAGCCUCUUUUCCCAUGGAUGCUAAGGUGUGGUUUAAAUUAAAUUGGGGGGUUUACAGAUUACAUUGUUUUGAAGUUAAAUUCAAAUAGACUUGGACGUUACACAAGCAAACACAUGUUCUUCUAAGCAGAGGAAACUCACCAAUGCCUUUAGAAACCAAGUUAAUGAAACACACACUCGAGGAGCCGUGCCUAAGUUGUUUAUUUCAUACAUAACUAUCGCAAGUUCUGUUUAAUUUACAGCUGAUUAUCCGCAGGAUACUGUAUAUAAUGUUGUUCAUAGAAUAACAGUUGACUGUUGUCACUUUAUUCUGAUGUCUGUAAAAAUAAAUAAAAUGAAUACAGUAUUUAACGACAUAACAUCCACAACUUUUGCCUUUUUCCAAGUGUUGAAACACUGAUUGUGACUUCUAAAUACCAAGACAAAAGGUUAUCCUUCAGAUAACUAGGUCACUAUGACAGCAUGACAGUAUUCAAGCCACUUAUACAUGAUGGCGCUGGUCUUAAUAGGCUAAAAUAAAUCAAUGAGCCUUGUGGCAGUCACGGACUGGUCAGCCCUAUGUUCCCUCAGCCCUGUGGGGAAGGUUAAGUUAAGUUGGGGUUAGGUUAGGGUUAAGGUAAGCUUUGGGUUAGGUUUAGGUUAAGGUAAGCGUAGGGUUAGGGUUAAGUUCAAUUCAAUUUUAUUGUCAUUAAAAACAAUGUGCAGGCACAUUGGUAAGCAUAAGGUAAGCGUAGGGUUAGGGUUAAGUUCAAUUCAAUUUUAUUGUCAUUAAAAACAAUGUGCAGGCACAUUGGUAAGUGUAGGGUUAGGGUUAGGUUAAGGUAAGCUUUGGGUUAGGGUUAAGUUCAAUUCAAUUUUAUUGUCAUUAAAAAACAAUGUGCAGGCACAUUGGUAAGCAUAAGGUAAGCGUAGGGUUAGGGUUAAGUUCAAU